This is a messenger RNA of Brassica oleracea var. oleracea, 1647 nucleotides long. RefSeq names its product UDP-glycosyltransferase 74D1. Bases 105 to 1472 code for a protein of 455 amino acids. The transcript is spliced from 2 exons. Gene Ontology annotation, molecular function: UDP-glycosyltransferase activity. The record is from RefSeq and is a predicted model, not a curated record. NCBI's taxonomy places the organism in Eukaryota, Viridiplantae, Streptophyta, Magnoliopsida, Brassicales, Brassicaceae.
AUCCUAUAUAAGUUCUUCUUAUCCUUCCUCACCAUAUCUCGAACAAAGUGUUAUCACCAACAACAUCAAAAACUUAGAGAUUAAAAAAAAGAAGAGAGAAAAGAAUGGGAGAUGAAGCAAAGGCAAAAGUGUUAGUCUUCUCGUUUCCUAUCCAAGGACACAUAAACCCUCUCCUCCAAUUCUCAAAACGUCUAAUCUCCAAAAACGUCACCGUCACAUUCCUCACCACUUCCUCCACUCACAACAACAUCAUCCGCCGUGCCAUCUCCGGGGGAGCCACCGCUCUUCCACUCUCUUUCGUCCCCCUCGACGACGGCUUCGAGGAAGGCCAUCCAUCUACCGACUCCUCUCCCGAGUACUUUGCAAAGUUCCAAGAAAACGUCUCUAGGAGCCUCUCUCAACUCAUCUCCUCGAUGGAACCCAAACCAAACGCCGUCGUAUACGACUCCUGUACGCCUUGGGUUCUCAACGUUUGCCGGGAACAUCCCGGCGUCGCCGCGGCUUCGUUUUUCACUCAGUGCUCCACCGUGAACGCGAUUUAUGUUCAUUCCUUGCGUGGAGCGUUUAAGGAGUUUCAAGACGACGUCGUCUUGCCUGCGAUGCCUCCGUUGAAGGGUAGUGACCUGCCUGUGUUUCUGUACGACAAUAAUCUUUGCCGACCAUUGUUUGAGCUGCUUAGUAGCCAGUUCGAGAAUGUUGACCACAUUGACUUCUUCUUGGUUAACUCUUUCGACGAACUCGAAGUUGAGGUGCUAGAAUGGAUGAAGAAACAAUGGCCGGUCAAGAACAUAGGACCAAUGAUUCCAUCAAUGUACUUAGACAAACGACUAGCAGGCGACAAAGACUAUGGACUCAGCCUCUCUAGUGCUCAAAACGAAUGCCUUGACUGGCUUGACUCAAAGCCGCAUGGUUCAGUGAUCUACGUCUCUUUCGGAAGCAUAGCAGUUUUAAAGGACACUCAAAUGAUUGAAGUCGCAGCUGGUCUAAAACAAACCGGCCAUAAUUUCUUAUGGGUGGUUAGAGAAACAGAGACGAAGAAGCUACCAAGCAAUUACAUAGAGGAACUUGGUGAGAAAGGACUGAUAGUGAAGUGGAGUCCACAAUUAAAGGUUCUUGCACACAAAUCGAUUGGUUGUUUCAUGACGCAUUGCGGGUGGAAUUCAACUUUAGAGGCAUUGAGCUUAGGAGUGGCUUUGAUUGGAAUGCCGGCUUAUAGCGACCAGCCGACUAAUGCUAAGUUUAUAGAGGAUGUGUGGAAGGUUGGGGUUAGGGUAAAGGCAGAUAAAGAUGGGUUUGUCACGAAAGAAGAGGUUGUGAGAUGUGUUGGAGAAGUUAUGGAGGAGAUGUCAGAGAAAGGGAAAGAGAUUAGAAAGAAUGCUUUGAGAUUGAUGGAGUUUGCAAAAGAAGCUUUGUCUGAAGGGGGAAACUCUGAUAAUAAUAUUGAUGAGUUUGUGGCUGAAAUUGCUAAGUAACAUGAUCAUAUCAAUAUGUGAUGCUCAGCUUAAUAAUGUGUUUUGAAAAUUUUAAAAUAAAAUAAUUUGUUGUUUGAGCUUUAGAAAACUAAGAAGUUUAUAAUACAGUUUGUGUGUUUUUGGUUUGUAGUUGCUUCUGAGUUGGUUGCAGUAUGUACAAUUUGAAAAUGAUUGG